Messenger RNA from Ceratina calcarata, 1953 nucleotides. RefSeq names its product putative zinc finger protein 66. The record is from RefSeq and is a predicted model, not a curated record. The transcript is spliced from 3 exons. Gene Ontology annotation, molecular function: RNA polymerase II cis-regulatory region sequence-specific DNA binding; DNA-binding transcription factor activity, RNA polymerase II-specific. Bases 606 to 1730 code for a protein of 374 amino acids. Lineage: Eukaryota; Metazoa; Arthropoda; Insecta; Hymenoptera; Apidae. Gene Ontology annotation, biological process: regulation of transcription by RNA polymerase II.
UUCUAUCUAAUUAUUUAAUCAAAAAAACAAUUAAAUAUAGUGUUACAAAUUUCUGAAUCUAACAUCGAUACAAAUCCGGAAAUUUGAGUGAGACGUGAAACUUAAAGAAUUCUGUUUUUCUUGCUGCUUCUUUAUGUGUCUUUUUAUCGCUAGGUGGCCAAAAUCAUAGCGAUGUUUAUACCUGCCUGCGAACCUUGUAAAUUGGUCAAAUUUUUAAAAAAAUAGUUCAAAAGUUUACCAAAUCAUUUUUUAUGAAAACAUUAUUUCGUAGUCACGUUUUUUUAAUUAGACUUUGAGCUUCCUUUGUCUACCAAUUUCUUUAUGAUUUUAUAAUUGGUUUUAAUUUAAUAGUUUUAUUGCGUAGUCUAUUUGUGACGAAGCGGUUAAUUUGUUAAUUUGCAACACGAAACGAAUGUUUAAUUGUAUUAAAAAAUACUAUAAAAAAUGAUUAUGAAUGAUUAUUUUAUUACACAUGGGAAUGCAUACAUAACUAGUGUUGAAGUGACAGUGUAUAUGUUAGUCAUGUUCCCUUUAAAAUUGAUUUUUUAAUCAAAGUAUGAAGAUUUAUAAAUUACUGGACAGAAGUUCCAUCAACUUUCUUAAAUAUGUUUAAUCCUAUACAAAUCAAAUAUGAAUAUAUGAAAGUAGAAGAUGUUGAUUCUACUAGUAAUGUUUCAAAUAUUUCCAAAUAUCCAACAUCAAUUAAUGAAAAUAUUGAUUAUAAAUAUAAUGAAAUACCACAAUACUGGGAUCAUCAAUUAUCAAACCAAAUAUGUCCAAAAAAUGAAAUUUAUGAUCAGCAUAAUUCAUAUCAUUCUGAAGAAAAUAAUUCUUUGACGUAUAUGAGAAAUUGUAUAGAUUCUAGCAUACAGCACCAAGGUAAUCGAGAGGAAAAUUUAAAUCAAAUGAAUCAACAGCGUCACACAGAUGUGAAUGAAAAAGUUGAACAAUCACAAUUUCCUCGAAGUAUACAACCGACAAAAUUCACAAACCAUAUGGUAAUUCCAGGGCCUGUGUCGCCCAUUAAAUCGAAUCGUCCUGGGAGACCAUCUAAAGACUGUUCAGAGUCAAAUGUAGGAAAGAAAGUUAAAUGUCAGUGUGAAAUAUGCUUUAAAGAAUUUGGACAUAAAAGUAAUUUAUUUAUACAUAUGAGGACUCAUAAUGGGGAAAGACCAUAUAAAUGUAAUCAAUGUGAAAAGUGUUUUACUCAUAGUGGGAACUUAGCUAUCCAUAUGCGAACGCAUUCUGGUGAAAGACCUUACGGUUGUCAGAUAUGUGGAAAAAUGUUUAGUCACAGUGGAAAUUUGUCAACUCAUUUAAGGACUCAUUCAGGCGUGAAGCCAUAUAAAUGUGUUGUAUGUGGUAAAGAAUUUAGGCACAGUGGGAAUUUAUCGAUACACGUAAGAAUACAUUCUGGAAUUAAGCCAUUUCAAUGUAAAGUUUGUGGGAAAGAUUUUUACCAUAGUGGAAAUUUAACGACUCAUAUGAAGAAACAUAGUGUAAAUAUUAAUAGUUGUUCUAAUCAAAGUGAAAGCAACGAACAAGCAAUAGGUACAAGAGUAAACCUAAAUGAUACUAUGCCUCUGAGCUCAUCUAAAAAUUUGUCGUUAAGUCAAACUACUGAUAUUAAACUACUGCCUAAUGUAAAUAAUAUCGUUCCUAUAAAAAAUGAAAGUAAUGACAAAGAAUUAAUAAGUACAGUUGAGACAGUAACAUCAAUCUCUACAUAAAUUCUUCAACGAUCAACGAUAUUUCAAAACGCAGAUUACAAUAAUAAUUAAUAUCAAGUGUCCUGUCUAUGACUUAUUUUAUGCUUUGUAUAUAUUUCUUUUCAUUGAUUGAAAAUAAGCAUGUUAUAAAUAUCUUGUCUCUUCUUAUUAUGUACACGACAAGUUGAAAGUGUACAGAAGAAUUUUAUAUAAAAAUAUGUACGUGUCUGUAAUAACUAAAAAU